CUAUUUAAACAAAUUCUAAAAAGCAUUUUUAAACAGUUAGCUAACACUCCGCAAGUAAAAUUUGAAUGGCCACUAAACUGUCCAAUGGAAGUACGAGAACUUGUUGGUCCCGAAAGGUUCGAUGCACAAGACUCAAAAUUUAUGAUGCCAUUUUUCUGGAAAAAAAAUCCUGUACCAGCAGUUUGUUCAUGGGGCAUAGUUGUUUGCGCUAUCGAAUGGGGCUUUGGAGUUGCAUUGCUGUUGCUUAAUUCGUUGCAUUACAUUAUUAUACUUUGUAGUAUGACAAAUGGAACAAUUGCGACAGUUGUAUGCAUUAUAACAUUCCUACAAUUAAGCGUAUUUUUUAGCCAAAAAGUAUUAUUCGCUAUUGCUAUCGUAGAAAAACACGUAUUUUUGCUUAAACAACAAAUGAUAUUCCAAUAUGUUACUUGCGUUUUUCUCUUACUUAACGCUGUUUUCACUUUAUCUGCGGAUUUUGGCGGAUAUAACGAACAAUAUUUAUUCGGCGAAAAUGAUCCGUUAUUUAUUCGUUUAGCAGCACUUAUUUCUAUUAUCUUUAUUAUUGUCGAACUUUAUCUACGGCUAAUGACCAAAGCAGUUUAUACAUUUAUGAAUGAAUCUAAACGAUUUCGUGAUGCCUUGAUUAAUUCACGAUGGCGUUAUCGUAAACGGGUAUAUUUUUCAUAUUGUUCAAUAAUGCAGCGGAGCUUAUCCACAUUAACCAAAUUAGAAGUAAGCAAAUUCUCGACAUUGUCUGAUCAGUCCGACAAGAGAAAUGUAACUUUUCUCUAUCAAUUCUUCGAGGAUACUAUAAAUAACAGCUAA
Molecule: messenger RNA, 825 nt
Organism: Thelazia callipaeda (thelaziosis nematode)
Lineage: Eukaryota; Metazoa; Nematoda; Chromadorea; Rhabditida; Thelaziidae
Source: the annotation of a GenBank genome assembly